This is a messenger RNA of Indicator indicator, 597 nucleotides long. RefSeq names its product dual specificity phosphatase 14 (gene DUSP14). Gene Ontology annotation, molecular function: MAP kinase tyrosine/serine/threonine phosphatase activity. Gene Ontology annotation, biological process: protein dephosphorylation. The transcript has a single exon. The record is from RefSeq and is a predicted model, not a curated record. NCBI's taxonomy places the organism in Eukaryota, Metazoa, Chordata, Aves, Piciformes, Indicatoridae. The coding region runs from base 1 to 597 and encodes 198 amino acids. Gene Ontology annotation, cellular component: cytoplasm.
AUGACCUCCAGAAGCCACAACUCCCUGCCGAGAACUCUGAUGGCUCCACGAAUGCUUUCGGAAGGUGCCCUGGGGGGCAUCGCGCAGAUCACUCCCUCGCUGUACCUGAGCAGGGGCAGCAUCGCCUCCAAUCGGCACCUGCUGCUGUCCAGGGGCAUCACCUGCAUCAUCAACGCCACCAUCGAGAUCCCCAACUUCAACUGGCCCCAGUUCGAGUAUGUGAAAGUGCCUUUGGCCGACAUGCCCAACGCCCCCAUCUCUCUCUACUUCGACAGCGUGGCCGACAAGAUCCAGAGCGUGGCGCGGAAGCACGGAGCUGCCCUGGUGCACUGCGCCGCUGGCGUCAGCAGGUCGGCCACGCUCUGCAUCGCCUACCUGAUGAAGUACCACAAGGUGACCCUCUUCGAGGCCUACAACUGGGUCAAGGCCAGGCGCCCUGUGAUUCGGCCCAACGUGGGCUUCUGGAGGCAGCUGAUAGACUACGAGAGGAAGCUCUUUGGGAAGACCACGGUCAAAAUGGUGCAGACCCCCUAUGGCAUCAUCCCAGACGUUUACGAGAGGGAGCGCAGACCCCUGAUGCCUUACUGGGGAAUCUGA